UUUGGCGGCAGAUUGGAGCUCGGGAGAGGAGGGCCGGAGUGCUUGGCGUUUUCUGAAACCUCAUUAACCAUAUUCUUACGCCAUGGAAGACAAUGAUGAUCUGGAUUUAUUAGCAUCUCUUUUGGAUGAAAAUGAGGAGGAAGAGACUGUUGCUGAAGCAGGAUGUUUACAGGAUGAACAGAGUGUGGAGGGAUCACUUGAGGCUGAUGAGUGGGAUGAACUGUUCGACAAGGAGGAGGAUGACACCCAUGCUAAAGAACUCAGUGCUCUCUUUGGGGAUGUGGACGAUUUGGAAGAAGAGGAAGGGGAGAGCAGGAGUAUUACAAAUGCAACAGAAAUAGAUGAACAUACACCUUCCAUUCCUGGUCAGAAGAAAUCUGAAAAAUCCAAGCUGGAAUUAGAAGAGGAACUUAAAAGGAUGAAGGAGCAGAUGGAAAAAUUACAGCAGCAGUUGACAAAAGUUGCAGAUGGACGGAGUUGCAUUGCAAGUUCCAGAAAGGACUCACCUGACAACAAGCAGAAGGUGCAGGGUAUGAAGCAAUUUCUCGGUCAAGGGGUGUGUACUUCACAAAACAUCAAGAAAAACAAUUCUUUUCAGCAAGAUCGAUGUAGAUCAUCCUCUAGAGUUCAGCAUGAUCUUCUGAAAAGCAAGUCACGUAAAGCCCCAGAGCCUACGAAGUCACCAAAAGAGAGAAGUCCUCCAACUCCACCUGGAAAUGAGCAGCCACGUCAACAUCAGAACAAACACAAUGCAAAUCAUCAAAACUUGCCCACAACUUCACGAGCUCAUGGAAGCCCAGGAACGUCACGAGCAGCAAAUACUGAUGUAUCUGUGGAUAAAUUCUCUGGCUUGAGAUUAAGAAAUCCAAUUGUUUCAUCAACAGAGAUGGAGAGAAAGAUGCACGGACGAAAGCUGAUCAGGUUCUCCCAGCUCUGCUCAAAGCUUGCAAAUGAAAAGCUCGAGGACGUGGACUGGGUGACAUUUGGGGUUAUCAUCAAGAAAAUCACACCACAGAGUUCCAAUAAUGGUAAAACUUUCAGUAUAUGGAAUCUAAGUGAUCUGCGGAGCAACUUGAAAUUGUCUCUCUUUCUCUUUGGAAAUGUCCACAAAGAGCUCUGGAAAACAGACACAGGAACUGUCAUUGGGCUUCUGAAUGCCAAUCCGAUGAAAUCCAGGGAUGGAGCGGAUGAGGUUUGUUUAUCUGUUGACCACCCACAGAAAAUCCUGGUCAUGGGUGAAGCCUUGGACAUGGGAACAUGCCGUGCUAAAAAGAAGAAUGGAGAUCCCUGUACUCAGAUAGUGAACUUGAUGGAGUGCGAAUACUGCGAGUACCAUGUCAAAGCCCAGUACAAAAAGCUUAGUGCCAAGCGAGCUGAUUUGCAGUCCAGCUUCUCUGGUCGUGCUCCAAGCAGAAUGAACGGCAAGCAUGGCAGUCUGAAAGAAAGGCUGUGUCAGCAAGGAUUCCACUAUGGAGGGGUUUCGUCAGCGUCAUACGCAGCCUCAGUUAAAACUGCAGGUCCUAACAAAAGCGUUCAGAUGACCUUGACGCAGAUGGUGGUGAAAGGAGCUGACGAUAUUGUUAGAGAAACUAAGAAAACUAUAGCAUUAACAAGUGGGAAGAAUUUGACAGCGUGCUCAGAGGAAUUUAAGGAUUUAAUGCAAUUACCUACUUUUGGAGCACGUAAUCUCAAGAAACACCUAACAAAGGCACCCAUCAAAGGUUGGUCGGUUAACAAUGCACAGCCAGGACCUGCUAUCCUAUCAUUAUCUGCCUCUGAACUAUUAAAGCAGCAGAAGCAAAGAAUGCUGGAAACACGCAAGAGGAAAGCUGAAGAGCUACAGAGGAGCUUUUUGCAGAGUAAAGUUGUACACAGCGGCCACACGUUAGGAGCAGGAGGACUCUCAAAUCAAACAUCACCCAAGGUUGGAGCAGAAUUUCGCAAAGAACAAAAAUUGGUUGCCACACCACAGACACCUAAACUGGGAGGAGGCCUUUCCCAAGGAGAAGAUAUUCUCUUUUUUGAUACAUCUCCACCAUCAACCUCAAAGCUGAACCAUUAUGCGGAUACAAAGAAGAUGGCUGCCAUUAUGAAGCUCCGUAAAAAAGGUGCAGUUCUUGCAAAGGAGGACCCCAACAGCGUAAAGCAGAAACUGCCAGACGCGAGUGAGAAGUUGUUGGAGCGUAUCGAGAAAAACCAUUCUUCCCCAGAUGGAAACGAUGAACCAAUGUUAAAGAAGCACCGUGACCAGCUGGAGUACCUGGACUCCGAAGAGUUUCGGAAAAUACUAAAUGCAAAAUCAAGACAUAUUGGCACAGUCCAAGAGGCUGAAUUAGAGCUUCAAGAGCAGUAUUUUGAGCCACUUCUGAAGAAAGAACAAAUGGAAGAGAAAAUGAAAAGCAUCCGUGAGAUGAAGUGUAGAGUUGUCACUUGCAAGAUGUGUAAAUAUACAUAUUUCAAGCCACUAGAGAUGUGUGUGAGUGAAAACCAUGACUAUCACUGGCAUGAUGCAGUCAAGCGCUUCUUCAAGUGCCCCUGUGGUAGCAGAGCGAUAGCAUUAACAAGAUUGCCAAAGAAGAGCUGCAACAACUGUGGCUUGUAUAAGUGGGAGAGAGAUGGAAUGUUGAAGGAGAGGAAAGGUCCAAAAAUUGGAGGAGAACUGCUGCUACCAAGAGGAGAAGAACAUGGCAGAUUUUUAAGUACUUCAAAAUGAAUCCUAACUCAGGCUAGGCAGCAUCUAUAGGAAGAAGCACAGUCGACGUUUCGGGCCGAGACCCUUCAUCAUUGUUUCAUUGGACGAACCUGGACCAUCUAAUAUGUGAAACUUGUUCCAUGAGCAUAUUACUAGCAUUUGCAGUAGCAGAAUGACUCUGAAAGGAAUAUUAUUUUCCAAUUCCAUCUCUGGGCUGGACACCAUCCUGACUGGGAAAUACACUCAGUGGCCACUUCUUUGGGUACCUCCUGUACUGGUGUAACAUGUGGUUAUUUGAGUUACUGUCACCUUCCUCUUAGCUUGAGCCAGUCUGGUCAUUUUCAUCUGACCUCUCAUUACCAAGGUGCUUUACUGUUCCUGUCUUCCCGUGGUGUCAACUUCCUAGAUAAACAGCUCUGGAGGAAUAUUUCCACAUCUCACUGCAGCAGUCCAAGAUGAUGCUCAAUACAACCUUCCAAGGAUGAUUAGAAAUGAGCAGUUUAUAAUAGACUUGCCAGCAACAGCCAGAUCCCAAGUACAACCACUCCACAACUUACUAAAGGGAUACAUUUCUGGAAAAUGUUGAGCAAGAUUUAAUAAACUGAAAAGACUGCAAAACAUUCCAUCAGAUAUAGCAACAUAACUUAAUAAUUGGCAUUAUUGUGAAAAAUUGUAAAUUGAAAAUGUACUUUAUAACUCAGAAUUAUUGUACAAAUGAAGAAAUGGGAUUGUAAUUGUCCUGUUUCUCAGAGGUAAAUGCUAAUAAAUUAAAAAUUAGAUUAUUUUCAUUUAUUUUAAGAGUUAAAUUUACAUGCAGUUAUAUCAAUCAGAUUAAACAGUAAUAAGUUUUUAAAAUUAUAAUCUGUCUGGAUGGAAUGUAAGCAAAAGCUUUUCAUUGCAUCUUGAUUAAUGUUACAGGACCUGAGUAAAAGGGAAAUGUUGAAUAGGUCGGGACUUUAUUUCCUGGAGUGUAGGAGAAUGGGGGGAGAUUUGAUAGAGGUAUACAAAGUUAGGAUCAUAUGUAGAUAAGGUAAAUGCAAGCAGGCUUUUUCCACUGUGGCUGGGUGGGCCUAGAACUUAAGAGGUCAUAGGUUAAGGGUGAAAUAUUUAAGGGGAACGUGGGGGGAAGUUUCUUCAUUCAGAGGGUGGUGCACAUGUGGAUGCACUGCCAGUAGAAGUGGUGGAUGUAUGCUCGAUCAUAGCAUUUAAGAGAAGUUUGGAUAAGUACUUGGAUGAGAGGGCUAUAAAGGACUAUGGUCAGGUCAAUGAGAUUAGGCAGGGAAAGGUUACAAAGAUGUCAGUACCUGAGUAAUAAGGAAAGGUUGAAUACGUUAGGACGUUCUUUCGUGGAGCAUAGGAGAAUGAGGGGAGUUCUUAAAAAUGUAUACAAAAAUAUGAGGUAUAUUAUAAGGGUAUAGGUAUAGAAGCAGGGGGGUUUUCCUGUCAUGUUGGGUGAGACUAGAACUAUGGGUCAGAUAUAGGAUGAAAGGUGAAAUUUUUAAGGGAAAUCUGAGAAGGAACAUUUUCACUCUGGAAGGUGCAGUGUGGAAGUAGUCGAUUUGUGACACUUAAGACAAGUUUGGAUGGGUACAGUACGUAGAUGAGAGGGGUAUGGGUCCAGUUGCAGCUAGAUGGGAUUGGGCAGACUAGGUGGGCUGUUUCUGUGCUGUAGUACUCUGUGACUCUGCCAUUGACUUAGAGAACAAACCAGUCUGGCAGGUGAGGUAUAAAUAGCGAGUGAAUUGGCUCUAGAGCGAGGAGUCUGGGAGGAGAUGUAAACAGCAGUGAUCAGGAAGAUGUGGGAACUGAUGGGCAGAGGAAGUACUGCCUGGCAGCCUGAUGUAGUUCCAUCACUGACACCAGUGACUUGUUCACAUGGUUUAGGCCAUUGGAACCUGCAGCCACCCUGUGCAUCUAUCUCUAACAACAUAACGUUCCCUUUUUCUUGUGCUCCCUGCCAUUGAGAUACGAUGUACAGGAGCCUUAGAUCCAACACCACCAGGUUCCGGAACAAUUGUUACCCCCACAACCCAUCAAGCUCCUGCACCCGUUACCUCUGAACUGAUUCCACAACAAAUGGACUUAUUUUAAUGACUCUACAACUCAUGUUCUCAAUAUUUAUUUCUUUUUUUUAUUUGCUCGGUUUAGUGCUUUUUGCAAUUGGUGUGUGCAGUUUUUCACUGAUUCAAUUGUGUUUAUUGUAUUUACUGUGGAUGCCUGCAAGAAAAUGAUAGCAUAUGGUGUCAUUUAUGUACUCUGGUAAUAAAUUUAUUUUGAUUUAAUAACAGAAAAUCUGCAAAUGCUGGAAAUUCAAGCAACACACACAAAAUGCUGGAGGAACUCAGCAGACUAGGCAGCCUGAAUCGUUAACUGUACUCUUUUCCAUAGAUGCUUUUUGCCUGGCUUGCUGAGUUACUCCAGCAUUUUGUGAGUGUUUUGAAUUAAUAUAUAUCUACCUUACCCUUAAAACUAUCCAUUCUACACACUUUACCUAUUCCUAUAUGAAGGAGUUCCUCACUCCUGGCAUCCUAUUAGAUUUAUUGCAAACUUCUGGCCCCAGAUAUUAAUCCCCCCCCCCGCACAUCUGAAAAAGGUCGGGCUGGAUCAUACUCGAUCCACCUCAUCAUCAGCACAUAUUGCUGUGGGACUCGCAAGUCCAGUGUACUGAAGAACUCCACUCCACACCUGUCCUGUGAACCAGAGCUGGGGGUGAGUGGUGAUUAGGUCUUGGGAGAUGGAACCUGAGACCCUGGAAGCUAAUGUUCCAUCAAAGGCAUUUAGAAACACCUUGUCAAUUUAUGCAUUUGAAUUUUAAAAUGGAACAAGUUUAUUGAAAGUUUACAUUUUAGUGAAAGUCCGGAAUCCCAAAUGAAUGACUUUCCACCCCAAUUUCCAGUCUCCUGAUUCAGAAUAUUUCAAAGUUCAAAAUAGAUUUAUUAUCAAAUUACAUAUGUCACCCUAUACUACCUUGAGGUUCAUUUUCUUUCAGGCAUUUACAGGAAAAACUACAAACCCCAUUUCCAGAAAAGUUGGGAUAUUUUCCAAAAUUCAAU
Molecule: messenger RNA, 5745 nt
Organism: Hypanus sabinus (Atlantic stingray)
Lineage: Eukaryota; Metazoa; Chordata; Chondrichthyes; Myliobatiformes; Dasyatidae
Gene: mcm10
Product: minichromosome maintenance 10 replication initiation factor
Exons: 21
Coding region: 83-2713 (876 amino acids)
Biological process (GO): DNA replication initiation; DNA replication
Cellular component (GO): nucleus; replication fork protection complex
Molecular function (GO): DNA replication origin binding; single-stranded DNA binding
Source: RefSeq, a predicted model, not a curated record